Messenger RNA from Aspergillus alliaceus, 1979 nucleotides. Its product is annotated as acyl--CoA ligase. The transcript has 3 exons. Gene Ontology annotation, molecular function: CoA-ligase activity. Bases 172 to 1860 code for a protein of 562 amino acids. NCBI's taxonomy places the organism in Eukaryota, Fungi, Ascomycota, Eurotiomycetes, Eurotiales, Aspergillaceae. The record is from RefSeq and is a predicted model, not a curated record. Gene Ontology annotation, biological process: secondary metabolic process.
CUGAAAUCAUUUCUUGCAUCUUUAUUAUUAGUCUACAUCCCUUCAUGACCUCUCAUUUCCCUACCAUCCUCUCCCUCCUAGUUGAUUCGCCUUUUCUGUCAAGUCCCUAGCUACAGAUCAUUCACCCCAUUCCCCCAUCAGCCUAACCCCAAAUUUCCCCGCACUGUUAUCAUGCCAGUCUCCUCACAAUAUCCGCCGGUCGACAUCCCAAACGUCGACCUUUGGACGUUUCUAUUCGAGCGCAAAGAUAGAGCCUUUCCCGAUGAUAAAAUCAUCUACCAGGAUGCUGACACACAGCGUUACUACACCUACCAAGGUCUGAGAGAUGCGGCACUCGCCUUCGGGAUAGGGUUGAAAGCUGUUUAUGACUGGCGCAAAGGGGAUGUCCUAGCUCUGUUCACUCCCAACAGCAUUGAUACCCCAGCGGUGAUGUGGGGAACCCAUUGGGCUGGAGGUGUCGUAUCUCCGGCGAAUCCAGCCUAUACCACCGAGGAAUUGGCCUUUCAGCUGCAGAAUUCGGGCGCGAAAGCUGUAAUUACCCAGGUUCCUCAGCUACCGGUAGUCAAAGAGGCCGCCAAGCGAGCCAACAUCCCCGAGGACCGUAUCAUUCUCAUUGGGGACCAGCGCGACCCAGAAGCCAGGAUUAAACACUUUACGUCUGUACGAAACAUCUCGGGGGCGACCAGGUUUCGCAAAACUAAGAUCAACCCGGAGAAGGACUUGUCGUUCCUCGUCUAUUCCUCGGGUACUACCGGAGUUCCAAAAGGUGUUAUGCUUUCUCAUAAGAACAUCGUCGCCAACUCUCUUCAGUUAGCAGCCGGAGAAGCUGGGAACCUAACUUGGAAUGGAGGCCCCGAUGGAAAAGGAGACCGGCUGCUAGCGUUCCUGCCAUUUUUCCAUAUCUACGGCUUGACCUGUCUCGUUCACCAAACUCUGUACCAAGGCUACCAACUGGUUGUUAUGCAAAAAUUUGACAUUGAAAAAUGGUGUUCUCAUGUUCAGAAUUACCGUAUCACGUUUAGCUAUGUUGUGCCCCCGGUCGUUCUACUGUUGAGCAAGCACCCCAUUGUCGACAAAUAUGACCUAUCCAGCCUUCGUAUGAUGAACUCGGGUGCUGCCCCGCUCACACACGAACUUGUGGAGGCUGUGCACGCACGGAUUAAAUGCGGCAUUAAGCAAGGCUACGGUCUAAGCGAGACCAGCCCAACGACUCACACCCAGCCCUGGGAGGAGUGGCAGACAAGUAUUGGAUCUGUCGGUAAGCUGUUGCCGAACAUGGAAGCCAAGUACAUGACCAUGCCUGAAGAUGAAUCAGAGCCGCGCGAGGUGGCAGCCGGUGAGGUAGGGGAGCUGUACAUGAAAGGCCCCAACGUUUUCCAGGGAUAUCACAACAACCCAUCCGCAACCGCCGAUUGUCUUUCGUCCGAUGGAUGGUUCCGUACCGGAGAUGUAGGCUAUCAAGACAAGAACGGAAAUUUCUACAUCACGGAUCGUGUCAAAGAGCUCAUCAAGUACAAGGGCUUCCAGGUAGCCCCGGCAGAGCUAGAGGGAAUACUGGUAGAUCAUGAGGCAAUUGAUGAUGUCGCCGUUAUUGGUGUUGAAAGUGAAGCCCACGGCACUGAGGUGCCAGUCGCCUACAUUGUACGGAGUGCGAAGAGCAAGGCUUCAGGCAUUAGCGCAGAACAAGAGGCGGCAAACAUCAUCCAAUGGCUGGAUGGAAAAGUGGCGUACCACAAGCGACUCCGCGGCGGAGUACGCUUUAUAGAUGCAAUUCCUAAGAGUGUAAGUGGGAAGAUCUUGCGGAGAGUGCUUAAGCAGCAAGCCAAGGAGGAGGCAGCGGCACCCAAGGCCAAGCUAUGAUUGAAGUAGACCAAAUUUCGAUACAAAUGGGCAUCACGUAUAUAGGUACUAGUUCAUGCACCCUCCAUUAUACAGCCAAUAUCAGACAAAUCAUUAGGUCAAUUAAUCUUAAGCUGGCC